Mirounga angustirostris (Northern elephant seal) is the source of this 6120-nucleotide messenger RNA. It is a transcript of the gene TNFRSF8, whose product is annotated as TNF receptor superfamily member 8. The transcript is spliced from 14 exons. Gene Ontology annotation, biological process: signal transduction. The coding region runs from base 251 to 1774 and encodes 507 amino acids. The record is from RefSeq and is a predicted model, not a curated record. NCBI's taxonomy places the organism in Eukaryota, Metazoa, Chordata, Mammalia, Carnivora, Phocidae. Gene Ontology annotation, molecular function: transmembrane signaling receptor activity; protein binding.
CAAGCAGUGCGUGGUAGGCAUCCGGGCUGGUACCGUCCCUGGCGCGAGAGCUGGGCGGGCAGGCGAAGGGCUGACCUCGCAGCAGCCGUGCGCACAGGGGUCAUCUGACUGCAGGAAGCAGUGUGACCCCGACUACUACCUGGACAGGGACGGCCGCUGCAAGGCCUGUGUGACCUGUUCUGGAGAUGAUCUUGUGGAGAAGGUGCCGUGCUCAGGGAAUUCCUCCCGCGUCUGUGAGUGCCGGCCUGGCAUGUUCUGUGCCACAUCAGCCGUCAACACCUGUGCCCGCUGCAUCCCCCACUCCGUCUGCCCCACAGGGAUGGUCGUCAGGUUCCGGGGUACAGCAGAGAGGGACACCAUCUGUGAGGAACCCUCCCCAGUGACCAGCCCUGACUGCAGCACCAGCCCCGAAGCCAGCCAGGCGCCCGCCAGGAGAAUUGGCAGUGCCAUUUCUGGCUUCUCUCUCGGCAGCAGGCCCCCCCAGGCCAGGCCCCUGGGGACUUCCUCGGCAAGCUCCAAGGCCAGGACCACGCUUCCUGGAGGGGGUGCUUCCCUCACCGUGGAAAAUGAUUCCAAAAUGACCAGGGCCCCCAGCUCUCCCUCUUCGGUGCGGAAGCCCAGUCCCGAUCCGGGGCUGACCUCGCAGCAGCCGUGCGCACAGGGGUCAUCGGACUGUGGGAAGCAGUGUGACCCCGACUACUACCUGGACAAGGACGGCCGCUGCAAGGCCUGUGUGACCUGUUCUGGAGACCUGAUGGAGAAGGCGCCGUGCACGUGGAACUCCUCUCGAGUCUGCGAAUGUCGAUCUGGCAUGUCCUGUGCCACAUCAGCCACCAACUCCUGUGCCCGCUGUAUCCCCCACUCCGUCUGCCCACCAGGGAUGGUCACCAAACCCCAGGGUGCAGCUGAGAGGGAUGCCACAGAUGAGCUCCCUCCCUCCGAGGCCCGCCCUGAGUGCAGCACCAACCCAGAGGACAGCAAGACGCCCACCAGUGCCCCUGCCCCUCUGGUCUCCUCGGCAGACCCCCAGAUCAGUCAGGAGCAUGGAGGGGGCAUCACUCACGCCUGGGGAGACACCCCCAUAUCAACGAGCACACCCAUCUCUUUCUCCUCCACGGCAAAGCCCAUUCUGGUUUCAGGGCCGAUGCUCUUCUGGACGGUCCUGCUGCUGGUGGUGGUCCUGGGCUCCGUGUCCUUCCUCCUGUGCCACCGGAGGGCCUGCAGGAAGUGGAUUCAGCAGAAGCUCCACCUCUGCUACCCUGUCCAGACCUUCCGGCCCAAGCUGGAGCCCGUGGAUUCCAGGCCCUGGAGGAACCCGACACAGCUGAAGAGUAUAUCGGUGGUGGAGUCAGGCAUGGAAGAGCUGAGGUUAAUGAGCCCCCCGCCUGUGGAGACCUCCCCCAAUGGGGCAGCCUGCCUAGAGAGCAUGCGGCUGCUGGAAGCCAGCCCACCUGCCGCCGGGAGCCCCUCGUCCCCCAGGGACCUUCCCGAGCCCCGGGUGAUCUCAGAUCAUACCAACAACAGGAUCGAGAAGAUCUACAUCAUGAAGGCUGACACAGUGAUUGUGGGGACCGUGAGGACUGAGGUGCCUGAGGGCCGGGGCCUGGUGGGGCCGGCGGGUCCUGAGUUCGAGGAGGAUCUGGAAGUGGACCAUGCUCCCCACUUCCCAGAGCAGGAGACAGAGCCUCCUCUGGGCAGCUGCAGGGAUGUCAUGUUCUCAGUAGAAGAGGAAGGAAAGGAGGCCCCCUUGCCCAUGACCGUCUCCGAGAAAUGAAGCCUGGCCUGGGUUGGGGCUGAGAGGGCAGUGGGGUGCCCCCCCGGGAGGCCAGGGUGGCCCUGGUGGCACCAGGCUGGUGGCAGAGGCCCCGUGUGGCCUGGACUGAGGUUCCACAUCCAGGGGUAGAGCAGCCUGGAGCAAGGGGGUUCUGGUGGUCUCUAGUUGCAUCCCCCCCGACCACUGCCCCCCAGCUCAGACCCUCGGGGAGCCUGGGCUUGUGCAGGAGAGACAACCUAGGGGCUGGAUCUGAAUGGCAGUGUUUGUUGGAACAGCGGACAGACAGCAGAGACUGGGCACCUUGUCUCCUGCCAGUGCUGGGAAGAUGCCCCCAGGGCCUUGAGCAUCACACCGCUGGGGCCGGGGCUCACUUGCGGAGGAGGCAUCCCCCUGUGCCUUCUACUCUCACAUGGACCUUGCCGCCAUGCCAGCAGCCCCCAGUUACUGUAACGUGGCCCCCUGUGGGCACUGAGCCAGCGCCUGCCAUGGUCGCUCCUGAGUCAAAAGGGACGUCAAGGGGUGGGGCGUCGUCGGCUGGCCCCAUCUUGGCAACAGCCAGCGCACGGCGCUCUGUGCCCUGUGUCCGGGUGAGUGCCCAGCCUGACCCCCAGCCCUGCCAGGGCUCGAGUGAGACCCUCCUGGUGCUGCCAGCCCUCCCCUAUUCUGUAGCCCUCACGGUGGGCUGGAGGCCUGGGGUCCCUGACUGGUCUCACAAGGUCCCCACCAGUCCCCUCCGUGGGAGGCAUCUUAGGACCCAGAGGUCUGCAGACACUCAGCAGCUGUAGCACCCUGCCCCCACAGGAGACCCUCCCCAGCCAGCUGCCGCCUAGAGAAGGGCCUGCUGAAGGGGAGCCCUGGGCCCUUCCUGGGUCCUUGCCUGCUCCGUGGGCACCUCUGCUCUGUCCCGGGGACAUGCGCCUUCCCCACACCUGCCACGCCCUCGGAGCCCAGUGGCCCCCGCCCUGCCCUCGCGCUCCAGCCCCCAGCACCCAUGGCUGGGAUACAGAUGUCGGAAAGCAACACCAUUUCACCCAGACAUCCUGCCUUAUUCCGGAUUCUCAGAAAAGCAAGUAGUCCAGUCUGGACUUGAGGACUUUUGCAUUUCACGCUAAGGAGUAAAGCUGUCCCGACUUGGGUCUGCGGGCCGGCUCUCCCCAGGGCUUUCAGACUCAUGUAAGCAAACCAGGGGCCUUGGAGAGGGACGUGUGGGCAGAUGACAGGGCUGCCCGCAGCUCAGGCCGUUCAGUCUCGGCUGCCUGGAGGCCCCUGGAAUUACCCACUGGAGGCCAGGCCUAGGAAAGCUGCUAUUUACCCGCCAGCCUGCUCACUCUCUGAAGGAAGUUGGGGCUGGGUCAGGAAUCACAAGGUAGUUUCUGAAAUUACUCAGAUGUUUGGGGGAAAGGUGGAGAGGUUAGGACACCGAGAGGGACUCACACCGGAACCUGAAGAUGUUGCCAUGUGGUGGACAGUAUUUGCCCGGAUGUCUCCUGUGGGGACAGCGUGGGCGCACCACGCCUGCAACUCCGGCUGGAAGGGACCCGAAGACGUCCCACCCUGCUGAGCAGGGCACUGGCAGUCUUGGCUUGAAGAUAUGGACCGCAUGUUGGACGAAAUGAAGCACUCCUUUGCCCAAAGUCCCUUCACAAAACCUCUGAUCCUCUGAAACCUUUGAUCCUCAGAAAAUUUGUAAGGUCGCUUAAAAAUAACCAAUCGUAAGUUUCAGGAAAUGAUCUUUGAGAUUGAGUAUUUGAGAAUGUCUGAGCAGGAAUGGUCUGGGCAAUCUCUCUCCCCCCAGAAUAGCAGGUUCCUCUUCAUCCCCCUACCGAGGCGGCCAGCUUCUAUGCUCUGUGUGCUGUGUCGAAGUGAGUGCCCAGCCUGGCCCCCAGCCCUGCCGGGGCUCGAGUGAGACCCUUCUGGUGCUGCCAGCCCUCCCCUAUUCUGUAGCCCCCAGAGUGGGCCUCGGGUCAACUGACUUGUCUCACAAGGUCCCCACCAGUCCCCUCUGUGGGAAGCAUCUUGGGACCCAGAGGUCUGCAGAUGCUCUGUGCAGGAAGCCAGCUACCUGCUGGGGCAACCAUUCCCACUGCUGGAGGUUUUUCUUUAUCCUCAGAGGCAAACCCUUCCUCCAUGUAAUUCCCACUCCCUGGUCUAAGACUAUCCUCUGAGGAUAUUUAAAAGAAAGCCUCUCUUGCCAUAAGUCUCCCUUUGGGUAUUUGUAGAAAGAGAUCCUGAGCCUCCCUGUGGCCCUCCCUCUGGACGGGGCUGAGCUGCCCCGCAGCUUGGGGAAAGGGAGUUCCAAAGUAGCAGCAUGAAUGCCCAGCUUUGGGGGCAAGGAGAGGACUGAGGGGUAAAUGGAAGCCUUGGACUUGGGGCCUGAGCUGGAAAGGGCCCAGCCUGCAGCCCUGAUCACAACUCAGGGCCAGUGGGGGGCCUGCUCCCCACCUCAGGCAGCUGGCCCGGAGCUCCCCUCUUGACUGUGGCGCACCUGUGGGGUGGACGAAAGAGACAGAGGGCUGUGGUCAGACCUCACCCACCCCAUCCCCAAGACUCCAGCUCAUGCCCAGACCUCACAAUCAAACCCAGCCAUUUACCCAGUGUUUCCCUGCCACGUGGUUGGUCCGAGAGCCAGGGCGAAUUUCCCUGCCCUGACCAGUGAUCAGGGACCAUUUCUUAACCUCUGUCCGUUCUGACGUCCAGGUGGGCAGAGGACUCAGGGUAGCGGACGGCAGGCCGUAAGGGAGCCUCCCACGCAUGAGUGACAUCCAUCUUCCUGAACACUUGUAUUCAGGGAGUGACGGUAAGUGAUGUGUCCUAAGGAAGCUAGGCAGGCUGGUAGGUUGUAAGCUGUUUUCGGUUUAUAGAAUCUCUCAGGCCAGGGCCAUUCCCUGAAAUGGAACAAGAGGCUGAAUCUCCAGGGCCUCUGUGUCCUCUCACUGCUCCCCAGGGCUGAGAUCUUGAAGAGCAGUCACCGGGGACUGGCUUGUUGGGCUAAACAGAAAUGAAAAUCUGUGCAGGGACAAGGCAGCUCUCUCGCUGCAGGUUCUUGGGUGCCUUCUGUCCCACCCACACUCUUGACCCUGUCCUCUAAGAGAGAACAGUGGGGGAGGUAUGGGAUGGGAGGGGCAGGGCCUGAGACGGAGAUGAACUCAGGGCAGAAGGCUUGAGUGGAGGUCACAAUGAAAAUAUUAAAAGUUUCGAGGUCGGCUCUGUGGGCCUCAUGAGGAGCUGGCAGAGCCCACCUGGGGCUCCUGCACCCUCCCACAUAUCCUUUACCCUGGCCCGGCACCCGUGAUGGGCACACACCCCGAGGCCAUGUCCAGGGACUUGCUGUGAGCAAGGUGCAGGCAGAGAGGCCUGCCCACCACUCUCUGGAGCGUAGACACAGAACAGCAGUGAUGUGCAGGUGGGGAUGGCUUCUGAGGUCAGACUUGGGUUCAAAUCCCGGCUCUGCCGCUUACCAGCUGGGCGAUCUUGGUUAUGGGAGGCCCAGGGGGUAACACGGGUCUGGCUGUUUCCUGGUCUGCGAGGUGAGGGUAUCAGCCCCUAUCUGGUAGGGUCGUGGGGUCCUGUUAGAGGCCACCUGGUCCGUGGCUCGUGCUUGCUGCUGGCCACCUGUGUCCUGGGUGCAGCAUGGCCCCACCUGCCAUGAGCGAGUCCUUCCUAGGCUGGCAGAAUUCAGCUCCAGGUAACCUUUGAAAGCGUGUUGUAAUUGGUGGUUGGUCCCAAUAAGCCUGUGUUGGCUCGGGUAAGGUUCACUAGGGCUUUCAGGCUCUCCUGGGACCUGGCCUCCCUUGCCGCCAGAUUGCAGUGGGAAACCCCACAGUGAGUAGACCCCUUCUUGCUCUGUGGGGUGCCCUAGAGAACCUCUGAAGUCAAAGUCCUAGGACUGGGCUGCUUGUUAGAUGUCUGAAACUCGGGGUGUUUGCGAUGUGCUGUGGGUCCCUCUGCAGGGGACGUCCUGCUCAUGGUUCUAGUGCAUUCCAGUGCAUUGCUGCUUAAGAUCUUUCUUGAGUGGCCUCCCUCGCCCCCUUCUUCCCUGUCUCCCAUCCUUUUAAAAACACCUAAGAUGAGCCAGGCCCAAGUCUAGCUGCAGAGGAUAUACUGCACUCAGACAGACUUGCUGGCGUGGGUCCUGUGUCUGGUAGAUGGAGACUGAUGACAGUGCCUAACUGAUCAGUGAACAAGGUGAUUCCAGAAUUCAUCAUGCUGUGUGCUAUGAGAAGCCCCCAUUAGGGGUCUGUGGCAGAGUGUCUGUAGCAGAGGACCAGCUCCAGCCAGGUGGCCGGGGAAGGCUUCUCAGUGGAGAUGUCCCCUGAGCUCAACCUGAGUGACAUGACAAGCUGGGG